Molecule: messenger RNA, 1353 nt
Organism: Cyphellophora europaea CBS 101466
Lineage: Eukaryota; Fungi; Ascomycota; Eurotiomycetes; Chaetothyriales; Cyphellophoraceae
Product: tubulin alpha chain
Exons: 7
Coding region: 1-1353 (450 amino acids)
Biological process (GO): microtubule cytoskeleton organization; nuclear migration by microtubule mediated pushing forces; nuclear division
Cellular component (GO): nucleus; spindle; cytoplasm
Molecular function (GO): structural constituent of cytoskeleton; GTP binding
Source: RefSeq, a predicted model, not a curated record
AUGAGAGAAGUCAUCAGCUUGAACGUCGGCCAGGCUGGCUGCCAAAUUGCCAACUCCUGCUGGGAGCUCUACUGCCUCGAGCACGGUAUCCAGCCCGACGGCUACCUCACUCCUGAGCGCAAGGCCGCCGACCCCGACCAGGGUUUCAGCACCUUCUUCUCCGAGACCGGUCAGGGCAAAUAUGUCCCCCGUACCAUCUACUGCGAUCUCGAGCCCAAUGUCGUUGACGAGGUCCGCACUGGCACCUACCGCGCCCUCUUCCACCCGGAGCACAUGAUCACUGGCAAGGAAGAUGCCUCAAACAACUAUGCUCGUGGUCACUACACCGUCGGCAAGGAGCUCAUUGAUCAGGUCCUUGACAAGAUCCGUCGUGUUGCCGACAACUGCACCGGUCUCCAGGGCUUCCUGGUGUUCCACUCCUUCGGUGGUGGUACUGGUUCCGGCUUCGGCGCUCUUCUCAUGGAGCGUCUAUCCGUUGACUAUGGAAAGAAGUGCAAGCUUGAAUUCUCAGUCUACCCCGCGCCCCAAGUCGCCAACGCCGUCGUCGAGCCCUACAACUCCAUCCUUACCACUCACACUACUCUGGAGCACUCCGACUGCUCGUUCAUGGUCGACAACGAGGCCAUCUACGAGAUCUGCCGCCGUAACCUCGGCAUCGAGCGUCCCAACUACGAGAACCUCAACCGUCUCAUUGCACAAGUUGUCUCCUCCAUCACUGCCUCCCUUCGCUUUGAUGGCUCCUUGAACGUCGACUUGAACGAGUUCCAGACCAACUUGGUCCCCUACCCUCGCAUCCAUUUCCCUCUGGUUGCUUAUGCCCCGGUCGUCUCGGCUGCCAAGUCCGCUCACGAGUCCAACUCGGUUCAGGAGAUUUCCAACGCUUGCUUCGAGCCCAACAACCAGAUGGUCAAGUGUGAUCCCCGCAGUGGCAAGUACAUGGCUACUUGCUUGCUCUACCGUGGUGACGUCGUUCCCAACGAUGUCCACUCGGCCGUUGCUACUCUCAAGACCAAGCGUACUAUCCAGUUCGUCGAUUGGUGCCCAACUGGCUUCAAGAUUGGUAUCUGCUACCAGCCACCUCAGAUGGUCCCCAACGGAGAUCUUGCCAAGGUUAACCGCGCUGUGUGCAUGCUCUCCAACACCACCGCCAUCGCCGAGGCUUGGGGCGCUCUAUCACACAAGUUCGACCUUAUGUACUCCAAGCGUGCCUUCGUCCACUGGUAUGUUGGUGAGGGUAUGGAGGAAGGCGAGUUCUCCGAGGCUCGUGAAGAUCUUGCUGCUCUUGAGCGCGACUACGAGGAGGUUGCUUCCGACUCGAUCGAAGAUGUCGAAGGCGAAGAGCUUGAGCACUAG